AUUGACCGACUGCUCCACCAAUGACGAAAGCGCACAGGAGGACACGCAAACAGAGGAUGCACGCACGGCAUGGAUCUCUGGCCACAAGGCGGUCCCGUCCUAGAGCUGCAAGAACCGCGUCCAUGGCUGGGAGAGAGGAGGAAUAUACUGCAAUAGCUGAUGCUGCACAGUCGCUAAUAUCAUUGAUUUCGAGAAGACAGCAACAACCUGAAGGCAGUGGUCAAGGAGGAAGGGGGCAACCACCUCGAAGGUUGCAGUCAGAUGGACACAACACCCCAAGUACAUCAACUGGAACAAGUCAGCUGCCGACGAUCCAAAAUGAAAUGCAGAGGUCAUUUCCAGGUUUUUUUCGCCGUGAAAUGAUUCGCUCCAAGAAACGCCCUGCUGCUCUUUCCAAAAUAUCUCCAGCGAUAGCCAUAAAAUAUGUCAGGCUUCAGUUUUUGGUGCUGUCAAGUCCGACUGAUCGCACACCAAAGCCAUCUGAAGAAAUCAAACUCCUCGAGGCAGGCUUGGGGAAAAGAACCAUUACAGUGGCUGAUAGCUCUUGCCAUGAGGAGAUUGUCUGUCAGCUUGAAGAGCAGUACCCCAAGUUGAAGCAGUUGUCCGGAGGCUGGCUUUGCUAUAAAUCAACAGGUGGUCAAGGACAGAGAAAAUUGACUGUUGUCGCUACAGAGUCUGAGGGCUACACUGGACGACUCCUUAAAACGGUCACAAAUAAUGGAAAACUAAUUCUGUACAUUGUCCCACUACAAGAGGAGCUAGAUGCAAGCCCCCUCCCCCACAAUGCUCCAGAAUUUUCCAAAAUGCCAAAGUCCUCAUGCAAAAACUGUGGAGUUGUUAUGCCUUUACAGUUCCUGGCUCUGCACAUCAAAUCUUGUAAUGCUGAAAUUAGCAGUGAUGAGCCUGAAAUUGUCAGUAUUGUAGAGAAAGAAGUCAAUACUACAGAAGUAUGCCCAAUAUGUGAAAAACAAUUUCCUAGAGAGGAUAUUGCAUACCAUGCCAGCUUUUGUGGAGAUGGAUUUCCAGAAGACACCUUGAUGCCAUUACUUGAAAAUGAUGCCAGAGAGGGGACUUCAAGCACAAUUGAUUUCUUGCCUCAUGAACAAAGCACCAGUUCGACUGGUGUAGUCAAUGACAUGGCCGGACCAUCAACUAUUCUUGCUGAUCCCACUGUCCCAGAAUGGAAGCAAAUCAUUAAUUCUUCAAGUGCAGCAACACUGUUCAGAAGAGUUAUCUUGAGGGGGCAACAGCUGGAGAUACCUCUUCGCUUCUCAAUGGACCUACAUUCUGAUCUUGAAGAGAGAGAAAAGGCAGUAAUCGCAUUCUACAAGACUCCAAGAACUAAAUGGGCCUCCCCACUUCACUGUGUGCUGGAAGGUGAUGCUGCCAUCGGUGAUGGUGUAAGUCGUUACUUCAUCAGCUUUGCUAUGCAGACCUUGCAGUCUGGAUUCCACAUCAAUUUUGGCAAUGCUGAUGUGACGAGGCUGUUUGAGGGGCAGAAGGAUCACCUCAUCCCAUGUGCCUCCCAGCCACUCAUUGAUUCGGACCUUUUUCUGAUGGCAGGUAGAAUGGUGGGACAUUCAUUUAUACAUGGUGGCCCAGGAUUGCCAGGGAUCAGUCCUGCUGUAGUCCAUGUGCUCUUAGGGGGCCAAUUGGAGACAGCGACAUUGGUAUUGGAGGAUUGCCCUGAUAUCGAUCAAAGGAACACAAUCCAGUUGCUGGAUGGCAACAGGGAGCUAUCUGAGGACCAGAAAGCGGCUGUCAAUAGCCUAGUCGACAUGUGGGAAUUGCCACGACUGACUAAUCUGAACAGACAAUAUCUUCAUCAGAGGCUGUUGCAGCAUGCGAUUCUGGGAAGAACCGCUUCUCAGAUCAAACAGAUGAGAAAGGGCUUAAAAGAAACAGGAGUGUGGUCAAUACUGUCAGAAAGAAGAGAUGUGGCUGAAGCUGUCUUCCCACGUGAAAAAGAAGUUAUCUGCAGCCCCCAGGUCAUGAUUGAUCACAUCAUUUGGCCAACAAGUGAGGUUGUUGACGACGACGAGGAAUUUCCACUUGAGACAAGAGCCAAAAUUGGAAUGUACCUUCGGCAUUUCAUUGAAACGGCACCAGCAGCAUCUCGGAUGAACCUACUCAAGUUUUGGACUGGAUGGGAAGUUCUCUCUGGGCAGCUGAAGCUGGAGGUGGUACGUGGGGAGUUCCCAAAAUCCUCGACUUGUUACCAGAGCCUACGCAUCCCUGGCCACUUCUCAACUUAUGAGGAACUUAAACAAGCACUGGAAGCAUCUAUCUGGACAUCCGAUACUGGAUUUGGACUGAUAUAAUGCAGCUUCAUGCAAUACAUGUGUGAAACAUGUCAGUUUAAAUUUCCUUUAUUCACAUUUCAUUUAUUUUAGGCCAACGUAUAUUUAACAAUGUUUUAGUUAAGAAAAAAAAAUGGCAUCUUUACAGACCGUGGAGUUGUAGCAUAAUGUUCUCAUAAUGAAUGGCGUUUUAAAAACAGAAAUUACAAAAUGCAUGUUCGGUAAGUGUUU
Carassius gibelio (silver crucian carp) is the source of this 2531-nucleotide messenger RNA. RefSeq lists its product as uncharacterized. The record is from RefSeq and is a predicted model, not a curated record. The coding region runs from base 21 to 2321 and encodes 766 amino acids. The transcript is spliced from 15 exons. Gene Ontology annotation, molecular function: ubiquitin-protein transferase activity. Lineage: Eukaryota; Metazoa; Chordata; Actinopteri; Cypriniformes; Cyprinidae.